AUGGCCGACCGUUUCCCUUCGCUCGAGGAUUUCGAUUCCGGGGCGCAAACCGACAUCAAGGACCCUAGUGCCGAGCCUUCGACUGACGAUUUCCUCGCUCGUGAGAAAGCUCUCCUCGGAGACGAUGCAGACCAGUUCGCGACCAACGAUGACGCUGCAGCCUUUGGUGAUGCCGAUGAUGACCUUCUCGGCGGCACUGGCAACAACGAGCAGUCCACAUUCGAGUCUCAGUUUCCCGAUUUGACCAACCCUGAAGCGGGCACUGGGGUCUCUGCUGGAACUGCCAUCACAGGAGGACCUUCAGUCAGCUACAACUCAGGAUACCAGGCCUUCGCCGAAGAAGAGCAGGAGCCCGAGGUCAUCAAGGAGUGGCGCGAGCGCCGAGACAAUCAGAUUGCCAAGCGUGCCGAACAGUUUGCUGCCCAACGAGAGGAGACCGUUAAAGAAGCUCAACAGAACAUUGAUGACUUUUACGAGAACUACAACAACAAGAAGGAGAAGGGUAUCGCCCAGACACGAAAGGAAGCCGAGGAAUUUCUGGAAAGCCGAGAGGAUACCGUCUCUGGCGGCACCAGCUGGGAUCGCAUCGCAAAGUUGGUGGAUGUGAGCGGUAAGGGCGCCAAGGGAGGUGCUUCUGGGUCAGGCAAGGAGCGAUUCCGAGAGUUGCUUCUGAGCCUACGAAAGGACGAGAAGGCGCCUGGCGCCACAGGCUAUUAG
Messenger RNA from Fusarium sp. VM40, 717 nucleotides. Lineage: Eukaryota; Fungi; Ascomycota; Sordariomycetes; Hypocreales; Nectriaceae. The record is from the annotation of a GenBank genome assembly.